Cladocopium goreaui is the source of this 1572-nucleotide messenger RNA. The record is from the annotation of a GenBank genome assembly. NCBI's taxonomy places the organism in Eukaryota, Dinophyceae, Suessiales, Symbiodiniaceae.
AUGGCACAUCCCUUUGUCUUUGUCUCCUUCGAAUCAGCGGAGGAUGCCAUGGAUGACUCGGGCGCGCCCGGCGUGAGCACCCCAGAGGACUGGAGUGACGUGGGGCCGUUGAGCGGGCGCCUGCAAUUGGUGGAGCAGCAGGUGCAGCAGGUACAGGCACAUAUCGCCCACUUGAGUUCACAGAUGGCUGUGGUGGGGCAGAGCAUGCAGCAAGUGGAGAUGCAGCUGAUGAUGCAGCAGAAACAACACGAGGAUUUGAUGAAGCUCCUGGUGAAUUGCAUGGCGCCACAAGACAGCGCCGGCGUCGUUCAACGCGACGCGCGCAAGGCAAGGCCGGGACCCAGGGAGCGGCAGCGCAUGCGGCGAGAAGCCGAGGCCAAUUCCUUGAACCAGGUCAUCGUUCAGCCACCCGAAGUGCUGCGCCAUGUGCCACCAGUGCCACUCGAGCCACCGGCACAGCUGCCAGCACCUUCGCCAGCGCCAUCGCCAGUGCUGUUGCCUGUACCGCCAGCGCCGGCACCAGACGCUUCCGUCCCGCCGUCCCCAGUGCCGCCACCCGCUGCUGCAGCUGUGCUUGCAAAGCCGUCGGCGUCAGAGUCAAAAGGGCGAUUGGCAAUGCUGUGGUCGAGCCAUAGAAGGGUGUCCUGGUACGUGGUGAUCCUGAUGUGGUUGCUGUACCUGGCCAUGCGAGACCUGACCCCUUCGCCAACUCCUUGGGAGAUAGAGGAGGCGGCCGACUUCGACGUCGGCUCCGUCUCGCAGCCUUGGGAAGCCAGGAGGGACGCAAGGAGGCUGCGAGAGCUGGGUCACCUGCAGCUGUCAGUGUCGGACUGCCAGGGCGCAGCACAGCUCUUUGGCAGGGCUUUGGAGCUGGCGAACAGCACCGUGAGCCUCGAGGACACUGAGGCGCUGCGCCAGGAGUUGGGGUUCGCCCUGGUCUGCGCGCGGCGCUUUGAGGAAGCCAUUGGGGUCCUGGGGCAGUUCGCGCCUGCGGAGCUGCCUGUGCACCUGUUGAAUGCGCUGGGCUUCGCCCAUUUCCACCGCUCGGAGGUAGUGGAGGCUGCGGACUGUUGGCAAGAAGCCUUGCACUUAGCGCCUCAAAACCCCGUGCUGUGGAACAACCUUGGCGCAGCGCGGGCGCUCCUGGGCGAUGUUCGGGCCUCCGAGGCGCUGCUGAUGGCGCUCAGCACGGCGGAACAGCUCAGCACGGCCGCGGGGAGGUACUACCUGCAGCUUGUGUCCAACAACAUCCAUACGCAUCGACGCUAUGCGGCUCCUGAGCUACCGUCGCGCCAUGAGUUGCAUGUCGAGAUCUUCCAUUGUAUAGCCUCGGAUUCUUGGAGCCGAAAUCUUGGGGAUUCAACCAGAGUGGUGUCGUUGUUGGUUGGUUGGUUGGUUGGUUGGUUGGUUGGUUGGCUGGGUGGUUGGUUGGUUGGUUGGUUGGUUGGUUGGGAUCCCCAAUAUCACAUAGAAACGCAUAGAGAAAAACCCCUCAGGCUUGUUGAUUGUGGAAGCCAAAAUAAAUCCAUAACAGUAUGUACUAAACCAGGGUUUCUGGGAAGCUGUUUAUAA